CACGCGCUGACCAUCAUUCUGGCAGUACAAGUGAUCAUAUAUCUAAGCGUCCAUUUGGCCCAGCUAACGGCUUGGACCUGCCUGGAAGCAACAGUUGCAGGUCUAAUACCUGUACCUCUUGGAACUAUUCGGACAUCGGUAUUGUAGGGGUUCGUAAGCCAGCAUGCCCAGCUACGAUGAUUCGACGGGCAAGUCUAAAAUUACCGAGGCCAAGACCCGUUUCACCGCGCUAGCGACUUUCUUCGCGUUUGGGCUGUGCUUGGGCAUCGUAAUAUCAGAGCGCGUUUAUGUACAGAAGAGGGCGCUGAUCCCUAAGCCUCGGCAGCUGGUCACCGAGAUAGCUAACCGGAUGCAUGUCGGCCACCACACGGCUGUUGCUGGCCCUCGUAAUGACCUGGAGGCGUAUCUCAUGAAGAUAGCUCCACAGAAGGAGCUCUUGCUUGCGGUGGCCAACAAAAACACUAUGUACGACGGUAUGUUGGACACGUUCACCCAGGGGUUCAAGCGUGCCAAGGUGUCCAACCACAUGGUGCUGGCACUGGACCAGGAGACAGUAUUGUGGUGCCAGCAGAACGGCAUCAACGUCUUCCUGAUGAACGUUACCAUCGCAGCGUCGCAACAAGGCACUGGCGACAACCAUGCAGUCUCAGCGCUGAAGUUCGGCAUUUUAAGGCGUUUCGUCGAAUUGGGCUGGGCCGUCCUGCUGUCAGACGUAGAUAUUGCGAUUUUCCAGAACCCCUUCGAGCACAUAUAUCGUGACUCGGAUGUGGAGGGUAUGACCGACGGCUUUGACGAACACACAGCGUACGGCUCUAUCGAGGGUUUCGACGAUCCGUCUAUGGGUUGGGGCCGCUACGCGCAAUAUUACAAGCAUUUCAACCUGAAUUCUGGCUUGUUCUACAUUCAGGCCAACAACCGCACCCUGGAUCUCCUUACUCGCCUGGAGACGCGUCUCAGCAGGGAGAAAUACUGGGAUCAGACCGCAUACAACGAGGAGAUCUUUUUCCUCUCCCAUGGUAGCUACAAGAGCCCGCAGGUCAGCGUGCGCGUCAUGGAAAUUGACAAGUUCAUGAACUCUAAGCGCCUCUUCAAGGACAUACGCCACCGGCCCAAGGAUCAGAGGCCUCCUCUUCCCGUCAUGGUGCACAUCAAUUAUCACCCCGAUAAACAUGAGCGGCUUAAGGCCGUAAUCCAGUACUACAUUGGAGGCAAUGAGCACGCGCUUGAUUUAUUCCCUGGCGGCAGUGAACCCGGUACCCGGUAAUUCACUAAUAAUGUGCAAUCUGGUUACAGGAUCUAGCCUAUACAUAUUUCCCCGGAUUUGUCGUAAUGUGGCGCCGUGUAUGGCCCUGAUGGGAAACUCGUGCAUGCCAUCUUGUUAGGUGUAGCGGUUGGCGUGAUACUUGGUGCGUGGGCCUGUGGGUGAAAGCUUGUGAGCGGUUAUAAACCUUGUACUACAAAAAAUACGCGAUCCUUACUCUUGAAUAUAUUGGCAUCAAAAGGCUUCAAUCCGACUUGUUCGUUUACAUGGCUAAUGUGACGGGACAAUAAGGUUUCCCUUAGCUCUCGGGUAGGACCGCUUGGCACAGAGGGCAGCAUGCUUUAAUUCGAAGCCAUUCAUCGAGGCACGCGGCGUGGUGAUAGUGAACGCACUGGAUGCUCUUGAGCUGAUCGCCUGCCGAGAAAUUGCCCAGGCAAAUGCAGCAGGUCUGGCCCAGAAGAGGAGUCGACUCGGAGCAUGUAACAGUCGGAAUGCUCUCGAUAGUGCUAUCGCAAGCCCCUGCACUCGAUUUGGAAGCAAGGGCACGGGACACAAGGCAACACGUUGCACGUACUCAAAAACUCUUGUAGUAAGCACGCGCAAUGAGCAUGUGGCCAAGAGGCAUUGGGAUUUUAAGCAUGCUGCCAUAGGUUUGCUAAGGUGAAGAUGUGUAGACCUACCUGGCACAGUGUCGUUGUCCUGCAUCAGGCCGACUCGCCGCGGGAAUGCCCGUAGCACGCUUAGCAGCUGCCUGCGCCAGCGAGCAACAAUAGUUCCAAAAUUAGUGUAGGAUUGAGCCCAUUCUGGCCGACGGAUUUGCAGUGCUAGAUUUCUCUGCAAUGCAUUGCCAUGGCGUCACGCUUGCGGCUGAGAGCAGAAAACGAUGUGAUGAGCGCUUCAGCUAAACUACAUGUUAUUGUACUUGCGCCUC
Messenger RNA from Volvox carteri f. nagariensis, 2192 nucleotides. RefSeq lists its product as uncharacterized. Gene Ontology annotation, biological process: root hair cell development. Gene Ontology annotation, molecular function: glycosyltransferase activity. The coding region runs from base 164 to 1264 and encodes 366 amino acids. The record is from RefSeq and is a predicted model, not a curated record. The transcript has 2 exons. Lineage: Eukaryota; Viridiplantae; Chlorophyta; Chlorophyceae; Chlamydomonadales; Volvocaceae.